AUGAGAUCUGUCUCUGAACAGUCCCCAGGCUGUGAAAGCACACAGAUCUCCUUGGCUGUGCCUGGACCCAAGGACCCUCCGAAUACACCUGUGCCUCGACUUCUGCACUCGACAGGUGCACCCGACGCCGAUCAUCUAGGGCGCUUGCUUGUGGAGGCUCUUGAUAGGGUCCAGACUCUUGAUGAAGCUGUCGUUCAUUCAAUCAUGUCUGGUUCGGCCAAUGGUUCGGGUGAACGCAUGGAUCUUGGUGACAACACCUGGAUUACCGCGGUGAUAAGUGAUACUGGCUAA
Molecule: messenger RNA, 291 nt
Organism: Penicillium brevicompactum
Lineage: Eukaryota; Fungi; Ascomycota; Eurotiomycetes; Eurotiales; Aspergillaceae
Exons: 1
Coding region: 1-291 (96 amino acids)
Source: RefSeq, a predicted model, not a curated record